This is a messenger RNA of Mus musculus (house mouse), 7431 nucleotides long. RefSeq names its product replication protein A4 (gene Rpa4). NCBI's taxonomy places the organism in Eukaryota, Metazoa, Chordata, Mammalia, Rodentia, Muridae. The record is from RefSeq and is a predicted model, not a curated record.
CUGGAAUAUGGAGGCCCAACACACACAGCAUUGUGUUAUGUUAAGCCAGUGCUAAGUGCCACUGAAAUUGACAGUGUGUUCAAGAUUAGGUCAUUUAGAGUUCCCUGGGUCUCCAACAUGAGGAUGAUCAUGGAGGCUGAAAAAGCUUCAUAGUAAAUUGUGUACAAAAUUAAUGACAUGACCUCAACGGCUAUUGAGGGCAGGCAGGCUUUGGCUAAAAGGAGAUCCAAGUAGGAUCUGAUUCCUAUUGGAAUGUAUGUCAAAGUGCUUGGCAUCCUGCAGUCCUCCGAGGGAACCAGAUGAGUCAAGAUCUUGAGCAUCUGCAUCCUGGAAAAUGUGAACAAGCUGUCCACACACCUGGAGAUUGUAGAUGGCCAUUCAUUGCUGUAUCAAAGCCGUGCAGGCACAGCCACAGAACGCCCGGUGUCUGCUCUUAACUUCAUCCCUGUGGAGGUUCUGCAUCUGAUUGGAGAGUAUCCUCACCAGGUGGGAAAGGCUAUCACCUAGAUUCGAACAGAGCUCCUUGGAGUUACAGAUGAUGCCAUCACACAAGUCAUCCGGCAUCUGAGUAGGAAGGGACACGUAUAUCCCAGCCUGGAUCGCCAGCACCUACAAGUUUCUGGCUGAGAAAAAAGAACUGACUGUAGUUUCGGAGGAUGCUUCUGUUCUGCUGUUUUGAUAAUUAGGAUGUAUCGACUAUUUCAAACAAAAAAGAAAAAAAAAAAACCUUAAAGAACAAAAACCAAACCAAAACUGAACAUAAUUUUCAGAUGACAUCUGUUAGCAACAUGCUAUUUCUACCUCCAUUGAACUUGUGUGUUUUCUGAAGAUAUUUGAAGAAACAGUGAUGGAACCAAUGACUGGGCUUUGUUUCCAAAACAAUAGGAAUGCCCUAGGGUGGAUUUGUAAGAGAAAACAAAUUUGUGCUCAAAUUAGAAUUUUAUUUUCCUGUUUCAGUUUAUCUUAGUCAUGUUAAGUUUUCCUAAUUAUAGUACAUGAUAAGUGUAGCUUUACUGAAAAUGAGUUCUGAUUUUAAAUAUUCACUUCAAGUUAUUUUGAGUAAUUUAGUUUUAUUAACAUUGAUUUGUUUCUUUAAAAUAAGAUGCUACUGUAGAUUGAGGCAAUUCAGUCUCUUUGAGACAUCUUCAUAUACUUUUUUUAAACGUGUAAGUUCAGUGGUUUUGCUCCUUCAGCUAAAUUACAGUUCACUUUCCUUGCAUGGUGUAUGGACACAAGACUGCAUGUUUGUUGUACUGCUGUGUUACCUACACUAUUGGAUGGUCUACCAGAUGUAAAAUAGGGUGUUUUGCUUCAAACUAGGCAUAUUGUUCCACUAACAAGACGUGAACAGAGAUGAACUGUAAUGUUUUUAUUAAACCUUUGCAAAAUUUCAAGUUUCCUUUGAUUUUUAUCCCUCAAAUUUAUUAGAAAAAGCUACUAGUUUAAUGUUCUUAAUGGUUAUCAGAUUUUAUUAUGAGGUGUAAAUUUUUUUAUUUUUAACACCAAGCAUUAUAUUUUACUAGUAGUAACUCAUUUUAAUUUGGUUAUAUUAAAUGUGAGAGGCUUUUAAGCCAUUGAUCAUUAAUUCCUCCAUUACACAUAUAGUAAAAAUGGUGUAUUUCAAAUUAUUUGCUUAGCUAAAUUAGAAGAAAGAAUAUAGUUAUUCUAGGAAUAGAUAUGUGUGCCUAUUUGUAUUCAGACAGGUAGAAAAGAAUCUUUAUCCUUUUCAAUCAUUAAAAGGGGACACAAACCCUAUAAAAUCCUUUUGCUGAUUAGCCAUCAGUAAUGGUUUUAGAAUAACAAUCAGAAAAUGUUGGCAUCUCAUUAAAAUAAUUACUAAAAAAUCUUGCAUAAGACCUUGUGAGUCAAUGCUUCUUCCCCUUUAAAGCAAAUUAUAAAUGCUUUAAAUUUUUUUAGUUUAUUUUAUUACCUUUUAAACAAUUCUUUAUUUUAUACAUCUAAGCACCUUGUAUAUGCUUGAUGGUCUUGGGGAUCAUUAGAGAGCAUCUUAUUCCCUGGCUGCAGUGACAGAGGGUUGUGAACCACUAUUGGGUGCUAGGCUCUCUAAGGUAUCUCAUCCCUUUGACCCUUUGCUGUUUUCUUAUUGACAAAAGUAAGCGGAGUUCAGAAGAAUUAUUUGUACGGGCUUUUCAUUAGCUCUUGCUCCAGUGUGUGGAAAUGAGAAAGAAGCCUUCCCAGGAACUGAUUGGAACAGUAGAGGGACUCCUGUUGUGUGGUGAGCAGAACUGUCAGCAUACCAUUGAACACUGACCUCCUCCAUGGGCUCUUAAGCAACUCCAUAUUCCAACUGACUUGAUUGACAUUAUUAUUCCUGGGGGGAGAAGGCCGUUACAUUAAUGAAUGACACAGGAAGUAUCAUAUUCAUUGUGAUCAAGAAUCAUGAACAGAUAACGAAAUAGUUUUCUUAUGUUGUAAGCAUAAUUUAUUAUUAUUUUAGCGAAUUAGAAGGAAAUUAGGUCAUUCUAUGUACUAAUUUUAUCCAUGGUGCUUAGUGCCUACCUGAGUAAGUUAUACCUGAGGUUGGUUUGCAUUCUGUGUGGUAGUGGGCUUGUCCUUGGGGAAUUCCCAUGGUGAUCACUACAAUGAUUCCCUGUGCUCCUUUUUUUUUUUUUUGGCCCAGAAAUCCCUUUAGUAGAUCUUUCAUCUCUGACAUCUUGGAGCAAUCUAGCAGCUUCAUAUUGCUGGUUCUCCCUAUCAGAUAUUUUUGAAAAAAAUAUAGUUUUUAAUAUAGAAGAAAUUCUGCAUUACUUCUUUCUAAAACCAUUACCUUUCCUAGUGAAAAUCACACUGGAGGAAAGGCAAUUAAGGACCUGCUUUCCAUAGGUUCGUGGUGCUGAAAGAAAUGAUGUUGAAGAUAAAUCAUUACAUUGUUAUAACACCUAAUAUAAAUGCAGAAACCUGGAGCUAUGGAUUUGCUAUUUAUGACUGUAGCUGUAAGUCACUCUUGUAAUUGUUGGAUCUGAUUCAGUUGGCUAGUGACAGGCUCUAAUUUUUUUCUUCCUAGUCUGGUACUAUUAUCUACAGAAAUAUGGCUCCCCCCACCAACACUCAACCUUCACCCUAAAGUUCUUUUCAUUUUGGAUGCUAACCUGAUAUUUUGUCUGGGAACUAAUGUUAUAAUAUGUACCCUUCAAUAAGGCAGCUAGCUAACCUUUCUCUUAAAUGUUGAGGGCUCUGCCUUCCCAUAUGUAUUCCUUAAGAUUCUUUUAGUUUUUUGUUUCAUGUAACAUUUUCAAAGGUAAUUUUCAACUGCCCAGCUACAAAGUGCAUAUUAUUUCAAUUUUGUUUAUAGUGGUAAUGGUUUUUCCAAUGUUCCUUUUCCUUAGUGGUCCUGUUUAUGAACCAAAACUGUAGGGAUAAGCUAUAUAUUUUGAGAUGAUAUCUUCAACUGUUAGCCAUUGUAAUAAAGAAGUCUAGGAACAGGAGGGAGGCUGAGAUGAUAGGCCAUUAGCCAUGUUAAGAUAGUACCAGAACCUUGGUAGUUUGUCAUAAGCCUCAGUUAACUCAGGUGCAGCAAUUUAUGGGAAAAUCAGUCUUUGGUUCAAAUAUUGGCAUUGACUCUCCAGUAAUAGAUUAUUUGUGUUUACUACAUGUUUUUUUUGUUGUCCAGUUCAGAUUUUAUUAGAGAAUCUCUUGUUUCUAUUUGUUAUUAUUUUGGCAAAGCCUUUCAUACCUGGCUACCAUAUCUAGCUUCUCAGCAAAAGUACUUGUCAUGCUAGGGGCAUCCAUCGCUAAUCAAAUUAGAAAUUUAUUGUCUAGAAAGGAAGCAGCAGAAAGUAUGGGCCACAGUUAAUUGUUCUAGCUCUACCUCCUGAGAGUGUGGCUUUGGGUUCUGCUUCUGCAAAUGUGGUGAGCUUUUUAGGUACCAAUCAGCACACUGACUUGAAAGUUAGUGCAUGGAAAAUGCCAUCAGGUAUAAGAUACCAUUGAUUUAUCAUACACAUUUAGUAUAUAUGUUUCUUGUAGCAUGCAAUUCAUACAAGUCUUGUUAUUACAAGUUGUGACCAUGUAAACAAGGGAGCACAGUACUAACAUGGAGUGUAUGCCAGAUACUAUACAAAUGCAUAUUUUGUAAUAAGAGAAGAAAGAGGAAACACCAUACCCUCAUAUUAGGAUAAGGUACAUCUAUGAAACUGUCUUUCCUUAGCAAUAAGCUAUUGUUUAAAUUUCAUUAAAAGACUAUUUUUGAGGUUAGAGAGAUAGUUUAAAGGUUAAGUACAUUGGCUGCUCUUCUAGAGUACCCACGUUUAAUUAUAGCUCUCACAUGGUAGCUCCCAACCAUCUGUGUAUCUCCAGUCCUGGAAGAUCCAAUUCCCUCUUCUGCCUUUCUCCGAUACCACAUGCACAUGGUAUGUAGACAUACACACAGAACGAACAUACAUCCACACCAAAAAUAAAUUAAAAACCAAACAUUGUUCCUGUUUAAAUAAAUGCUCUCAGCUUACUUUUAAAAAUAAAACAAAAUUCAUGGUGAAUAAAGCACAGUAACCACAAUAACCACAAAUGAAAGAAAUGCAGGUUAUUGUUACUUUUAUCUGAGAUUCAUAAUUUCUGUUCCAAGAAAAAAACUGAUAUAGAAGGUAGUAGAAGGAAACAAGUCUAUUCCAGGUGAAGCCUGAGCAAAUGCAGAUAGAACCUCUCCUUUUUAGAUCUCCCAUCUUGGAGAAAUAAGACAGUAUAAAGGAAUUUUAUGGCCAUAGUAUAUGAUAGUGAGACAUUAGUUGGACAAUUCAGAGUGUGGGCAGAGUCCUUAUGUUCAGAUAGCCUGUCUGGUUUCUUUUGUUUGUUUGUUUGUUUGUUUGUUUGCUUUUGUUUUUUUGUUGUUGUUUUUUGUUUGCUUUUAUUUAAUGUUUUUUUUUUAAGUUGUUCACUUUACAUCCCACUCACUGCCUUCCUUCUGGUCACCCCCUCCCACAAUCCUUCCCCAUCCCCCUUCCCCUUCUCCUCUGGUCUGGUGGGACCCCUUCAGUAUCCUCCUCAAUCCAACUUGGCACUUUACGUCUCUGAUAGGCUAGGAGCUUCCUCUCCCACUGAGAUCAGACAAAGCAGCCCAGCUAGAAAAACAUAUCCCAGGUAUAGGCAACAGCUUUUGGGAAUAGUCCCUGUUCCAGUUGUUGGAAACCCACAUGAAGACCAAGCUGCACAUCUGCUACAUAUGAGCAGGGGAGUCUAGGUCCAGCCAGUGUAUUGGUUGGUGAUUCAGUCUCGGAAAGUCUCAAGGGUUUAGGUUAUUUGACUCUGUGGGUCUUCGUAUGGAGUUACUAUCCCCUUUGGGGCUGCAAUCCUUUCUCCUUGUCUUCCAUGAGAUUCCCUGAGCUCCAACUACUGUUUGGCUGUGGGUGUCUGUAUCUGUCUGAGUCUGAUGUUGGGUGGAGCCUCUCAAAGAACAACAUACUCCUGUCCCUUUCUUGAUCUUGAUCAGAUUUAUAUCUUAAAUCCUAAAGCAGCAUCUACAUUUUCUCUUAAGAAAACCAUCUUUCAUAAUAACUGGACAGGGUGAAACCUUAUGGACAAUGCCAUUUGAAAUGGACAAAUUCAAAAGAUUCAGGAAAGGAUAGCCAUCAAAAGUAAAUACAACACGAUGGCAAAGACUGGAAGAUAGUCUUAAAUAAAAGUCUCCUAUUUAUCAAUACAUAUCAAUUUUUCUUCUUAAUAUUAUGAAUACAUUUAUUGUUAUGAAUUACUUUUAUAUUUACAGGCUAAAUAUGGUUUCUGCCUACCCUUUAACUUUAGUAAUAUGAUAAAUCUAUGUAGUACUAAAGAUAUCAGGUAAUGUUGUCCCCCAUUUAGAACCAACAGUAAAGAUUUUACUGUUUUUAAGUUGAGUGUAUAGACAUGCUAUAGGAAAUAGUUCUUUCACAUUCUGAACAGUUUCUACAUUAAAGAAGUCUAAUUGUAUUCCUUUGAGGUGUCAGUAUUCACUCUAUAGUAUACCAUAGAAUACACUUUUUACUUCAACCAGGGCAAAACCAUCUUAAACAAGGCAACUUUGCUCUCUAGUUCCUUCUACUUUAAAAGGCUUAGUCUUCCUUUCUGAAUCUAACAAAUAAGCAAACAAGCCAGCACAACAAACAACAAAUUAAUCUCCCUAGUGGAUAGAAACAAAUAUGUAAAUGAAAUCAGUGAAGCAACAACAAAAAGGAAACCAGUGUAAAAGUAAACCAAGGACCAUAAUAAAGUAUGUGAAUUAAGUUAUAUACAUAGAAUAAAUAGUACAUACAAAGAUAAAUCAAUUUGAGUACAGUUUAUUAUGUAGCCAUUAAACAUCCCCUGAAAUUAGGGAUCACUGGGUGUCAUUCUUUUAAUCUCUUAUGGCUUUUAUAGCAUCACUACAAACUGAGUUGUUUAAAAGAGUAAAAAUUUCAUCUCGCACAGUCAAAGAAGACAGUGGUUUCAUUGAGCUUCCUCCAAGACCCCAGAGAAGGCUCUUUCUUGUCUGGUCCAGCUCCUAGAUUUCCUUGGUUUGUGGCAGCCUAAGUCCAGCCUUUGCUUCUGAAUCCACAUGGUUUCUUUAUAUUAGACUACUUGUCUAUCUUUUAUGAGGACAUUUUAAUUGGAGUUAGGGGCUGAUCUGAUCCUGUAGAAAUGUUACUGUAAUGCCUAUUUUAUAACUAGAAACAUACUGUUUUCAAUUAAAGUUCUAUUCUGAAUUUGUUAGUAGAUAAUGUUCAGUCUACCAUUAUUAUGCAAAGGGACAUUAACCUUAAAUUUUUGAAACAUCAAAAUAAAAGCUCAGUUAAUUCUAGGAAAUAGCAUUAAAUAUGUCAUUAAAACUGGAAGGAAAAUAUAAAAUUUUGUUGUUUUAGCCUCCUUUAUGAAAGUGCACUUUGCUGGAUUUGUUUUUUCUUAUUUAAAAAACAAAACCAAAAAAACCCUUCAUUUUAUAGUUACAAAUUCUGCGAGCUAGAAUUUUAUAUGGUUGAGUUAGACUGGAAUGCUAGCCAUGAAAUUGGAUUUCUGUUCCUUAUGUUCUCACUAAGUCAGUGUCCUUGCCAUACACCUCAGUUACUCCAUAUGCAAAUGAAUUGAACACUUCCAAUAUAAAUCUCCCUAUUUGAUAUUUUCCUUUGCUUAUUUUCACGAGUCUCAGAAUUAACUUACUAUCUAGGAAUUAUUUUAUAAAGGUAGGUAAUUCUUUCUCUACAUAGUUAGAGGCAUUUUUAGCCAUUGAGUAUUUAUUUUGUUUGCUUUACCCAAGUAAAGAAUGUUUGCUUGAAUGUCUGUAUGUGCAUAGUGGGUGUGCCUCAUGCAAGUAGAGACCAAAGAGGGUGUCAGAUUCUUGGAACUAGACUUAUAUAUGAUUGUGAUCUGUAAUGCGGAUAAUGAGAAGCAAAAACCGGAUACUCUGCAAAAUAAGCAAGCAAGUGCUACCUGCUGAGCCAUCCCCCCAAACUCCAGAUUUUUUAAUGU